Scleropages formosus (Asian bonytongue) is the source of this 6196-nucleotide messenger RNA. RefSeq names its product AF4/FMR2 family, member 1 (gene aff1). The coding region runs from base 217 to 3618 and encodes 1133 amino acids. Gene Ontology annotation, biological process: regulation of gene expression. Lineage: Eukaryota; Metazoa; Chordata; Actinopteri; Osteoglossiformes; Osteoglossidae. The record is from RefSeq and is a predicted model, not a curated record. The transcript is spliced from 19 exons. Gene Ontology annotation, cellular component: nucleus; super elongation complex.
GCUAGAAUGGAACGGCCCUCUAGGUCCAACGGGAACGAGACCCAGAACCCGCAGUAAUGCUCUCUAGCGAGAAGUCAAUGUAGUUACCCAUGUGGACAUUAUUCAUUUGAUGACAUUGUUUCCUUUGACAUUAUGUGAAGACAGGAGCAGCCGUCCACUUAGGAACGAUCGAACACCAAUGGCCGGCAACUUUAAAUCGGUCUUUUAAAACGCACCAUGGCUUCUCGCUCAAGCUUGUACAAUGAAGACAGGAAUCUGCAGCGCAUCAGGGAGCGGGAGCGGAGAAAUCAGGAGGUGCACCAGGAGAAGGAUCUCUACCUGGAGAAUGUGCCUCUCUUCGGAGAGCCCUAUAAGACAAACAAGGGGGAUGAGCUGUCCAGCCGCAUCCAGAGGAUGUUGGGUAAUUACGAGGAUGUGAGGGAACUCUUGGGGUGCAACGCUCCGCAAAGUCUCGCAGAUGCACCAAAGAGCCUUCAAACCCAAGGGUCCUAUAAUGCACCUGGUCACACGGACAAAACAACCCCCCCAUAUCAGCCACCUCCGCCAAGGCUGCCCAGGUCUGAUUUACCUUGUGACAGCUCUUCUAAGCCCCAAAAGAAACUUUCUGGACCAGAGCAAGGCCAGCUGAUCUCUAACUCGUCCUCCCUGGACCUUGAACCAAGAAGCCCUGGCACCCAGUGGAGUAGGGGCAAGGCAUGGCUGGAACCAGGCGAGUGUGUCAGCCUUCCCCCUGUCCUCUCUCCUCCUGCAGACCCCCUAUCUCCCUUGCAUUCCAGCAGUCCCAGUGACACUGAGGCCCAAGAUGUUGAAGACAAGGAAAGUCCUUCCAGCCAUGGUCCCUCUCCUGGUCCCUGCAGGUAUUCUAGCCCAGAGGCCCAGAAGGAUGCUCCCUCUCAGGUCGAGACUGCAGUGCUCCCCUCACAGACCUUUCCACCACCUCUGGUCUCCAAGUCCAGCCAGGUCAUGCUUCAGAAACCCACUGCCUAUGUCAGGCCCAUGGAUGGCCAGGACCAGGUGCCUGUAGAAUCGCCAGAGCUCAAACCCUCUCCUGAGGACUAUCACAGACAGUCUUAUGAAAACUUGCCUCACCUAAAGAGCAACCAAAAACCCACCUUCUCAGAACUAAACAUCCCUCCCCAUUCAGUUGAGGCUUCGAACGAUGCUCAGUGUGUUGAAGACAUUCUUAGGGAAAUGACCCACACUUGGCCGCCGUUGCUGACAGCCAUUCACACGCCGAAUAAAACCGAACCUCCUAAAUUCUCCUUUCAUCCAAAGGAAUCGCAGCACAUUCAUCCUGGAAUUUCAGGACAAAAAUCCUAUGGAUCAUCUUCAAAAGUACUGCCAGCAAACUGCCAUCCAGGAUCAUCCAUGGCUCAAGGUAGUGUGGCAUCAACACAUUCCAGUGGAGUCGAGUCGGGAAGCUCCAGUGAUUCUGAGAACACUUCGGAGUCCGAGUCAGACAGCGACAGUAGUGAGAGCGACGGUGAGGAGGCGUCCCUACCCCAGAAGAGCAACCCACCUGCACCUGUGACGGAUGCUUCUGUUGCAAACAAAUGGCAGCUGGACAACUGGCUGGUCAAGGUCAACCAGCAAAAUUCGAAUAUGGAGAACAUGGAAGAUAUGGUCCAGAGUCCCAGUCCAGCUGUCCAGAGUCAACCACUUAGGGAAAGAGGGAAAGAAGACUACACAAAUGACUACAAAUCCCAUAAUCCUUCUCUACAGUGUGAUGUCAGCAGUAGUGAUGUUAAGUUAGUGGAUGAGGGCUCUGUCUGCCCACCUGUCUGUCAGAAGUCUCCAUCACGAGCAGACAACACUAAUCAGAGGGAGAAAGUGGGCAACAAGCACCCGUCCAAAGUGAUUAAGCUUCCUACGACCACCCAGGCAGGCCUGGUCGUGGAGACUGUGGAAUUGCCUCUCCAUGACAAAGACAGGACUAUGACGGAAACACUGCACCUCAAAACAAAAGACCUGUGUGAGAAAGCUGAGUCAAAAGGAGGUGCCAAGAAGCCUACUAAACAUGUGUCCUCCAAAAAAAAACUUAAGGAGUCCAGUCCAAAGGAGACCUUGUCCCUGCAAUGCAAGAGGGAACAGGAUAUGGGCAGACUGCCAAGCACAGUCCAAGCUCGCCAGCCAUCUCCACUGGUGCAAAAGAGUAGUGUGGCUUUGGAAAGACCUUCUCAGAAAGGCCCAAAGAAAGCUAGGUGCCAGUCCCCUACUAGUGAGAGCAGGCGCGCUCCUCAGCAAAAGGACUCACUGAAGCCUCCUCAUUCCUUGGUUGUGAAGAUUGACCUUACUCUGCUGUCCAGGAUCCCUCAUGCAAGAGCAGGGACCACUUCCACUGUGGAGCCACUAAUUGCUGACAUGCCAGGCAGGAAGAAGCAGAAGAAAAAGAAAGAGAGCUGUGAAGCACCCUCCAGUAUCUCCAAAAAGAGAUCAGCUGAGAAAGAUGAAAAUUCCAGGCUAAUGAAGAAACUAAAACUUGAUAAAGCAAACAAGCCUUCCCCCUUCAAUCAUGGCUCCAGCUGUAAUGCCAAGGUGCCCAAGAGUGCCCAUUGGGAGAAGGACAAAAAGAAAGCCAAGAAAGGCGUACCCCUUUCAACAGUGCCUCCCCCGUCUGAACCCCUUGCCCCCCGGGUGCCGCAGGAAGAGCCAGGCCAUAAGCGCCAGGGAAGUGGGGACCACAGUGACAGCCAACCCCCAGCGAAGCACAAGAAGCGUCAGGCUAAAUGCACACAGCAGCCUGAGACUAGCAAGGUUGGCAGCUCCUCUCUAGACAGGAAUGCCGCACACGGUGGCUUUACCUUCCCGGGAUCUGCACGACCUCCCAAAGCACCUCAGCCACACCGUCCACUGCUCAAGUUCGAGGAUAGGCAGUACCCUGUGGAGUACCACAUGAAGGAAGCAAAGAAGCUGAAGCACAAAGCAGACGCAACGGUGGACAAGAUAGGCAAAGCCUUUAACUACCUGGAUGCGGCCAUGUCUUUCAUCGAGAGCGGCAUCGCUAUGGAGGUUGAUCCCCAGACCCCAAAAUCUGCAUACACCAUGUUCUCUGAGACUGUGGAUUUGAUCAGAUUUAUAAUGAAACUGAAGAGCUCUCUAGAAGCAACUGGUCCUGCUGUGGAGAAAGAUUUCACAGUUUUAUGUAUGCGAUGCCAGGCCCUUCUGCAAAUGGCAAUGUUUCGCCUCAAACGCGAAGCUGCACUUAAGUAUUCGAAAACACUUUCUGAGCAUUUUAAGAAUUCCUCAAAGUCAUCGCUGACUCCCACGCCGUGUGUCUCAAAAAGUACAGGCGCAUCAUCUUCGAUGUCACCAGCCCCACCUCUGCCCGGCAUGAGCUCUGGGCUCGGGUCUAAUCCUAGCAGCGGGACGGGCUCCUCUGCCACUGUCGCAAUUCCCCAGGUCAUCCAGCAGGUGGCUGCCUCCUACGUCAACAUUACAGCCCUCUUUCUGAGCGCACAUGACACCUGGGAGCAGUCAGAGGCCCUCACACAUAAGGGUAGUGGAUUGCUGUUGGACCUGGACUCUGCACUGGGCCCGCUGAGCCUAACCUCCAGCAUGACCUUACUGGUACGCCACAUCCGACAAGCACUGUACUGGCUGAGACUGGACACUACCUAGUGUGCCGACCAUCCGUCACCGUCCCCCAUAUGGGCCUGACCACUUGAAGAACACAAGAACCUUAACCUUUGCCCCAUCCCCCUCUUUUUUCAGUGAGCCACUUUUAUGAUAAGUGGCACAAUGCGACUUUUUGCCUAUACCAAAGAUAACCUGAGGGAAGUUAAAACCCAGUCCAUCUGUCGCCUCCCUGAUGAUCAGCACGCUGUCGCAUACUGCUGUGGUUCUCGCACACGUCAGCUAUACCUCAUCUCCAAAAUACCCAUCUCUGAUUUCCGAAUUCAUAUGUAGAGGAGCAAUUCCUUUGUGAAUGUGAAGUUGAUACCGAGGGACUUUGGAUCGAGGAUCGUGGGGGUGGCCAGUGCUCUGUGGCCACAUGGCUGCUGGCUACUUCAGUUUUACCAGUCAGCCUGCUCCCAGAAUGUGUGGAUGCCUUCUCCUGUGCCACGUCUGGCCGCUGAAAUUUGGGGAGGAGUGUUUAUCCGUCUUGAAGAGAAUGAACACAAUUUCUAUGAGGCGUGAUCGGGCCGUAUUGUCGAAUAAGUGAGAUGGCUGGCAUUACAGUCCUCCCUCCCAUUCAAAUUUAUUUGAGUGCCAACCUUUUUUCCUGCAUUUUGCCAGGUGAUGAUAAAUUAUUUAUUCUUAUUUGUCUGUUAUUAUUUAAAAAAAAAAAAAAUGUGAUAAUUUCAUGCAAUCAUCAUUUUGAGGUAGUGUGUAGACAUUGUGAUGCUUCUGCCCAGGAAACUGUUCACCAGUGUGGCCCUCAAGAGAAUUAUCAGGUUAUUAACACGCUGCUCAAGUAUAAAACAACUCCCACCAUCUGUUUAGUGACAGCUGAGUCCAAAUUACAGCAUAGACUCUUGUCCCAACCUUUAGUGUGAUAUUUUUAGACUAAUUAGGAGGUAGCAGUGUCAUCAAAGAGCAUUGUUGACAAAGAUGAGGAUUUUGGUAAAAUAUUUUUAUAUGCAACCUUUAAUUUAUGGAGACUCUAUGGAUUUAGCCGGUAGUUAAAUGGAAUGAGUGUUUUGAUUUUCCUUGUUGAAAGAGAGAGAUAUUCACCUUAGAAUGCCUGUGUCCAGGGCAUUAUAACCAGUCAUAGCCGAAUGUCUGAUUUGAUGGGCUUUAUUAUUUUGCUCACUUGUAACUUUUUUGUUGGGAUAGAUCCUUUUUUAUUCAACCAUUGAUAGAAAAGGAAACUGCAAUAAAAUGGAAAUGGAAAAUCAUUUGACUGCAUAAGUCCUUGUCUUCAAGUUAAUAGUUCUACCUCAUCAAUAUCAAAAACCGGAUGUAGACACGUAUAGAAAGGGGUGCGUUCCAAUCGGACGCUGUUGUUUUUGUUCCUGUGUCAUUUCAUGCUGGAAUUUUGAUUGUAAAGGGACCGUGAAUUCAUCUUACUUUUUUGAGGGGGCAGGGGAACUGACAAAAUGACUGCUUUCAGGUCGAUUAAAUGUGUGCCUUAGCUUAUAAAAGCUGUCGACUAGAAUUUGUCUUCCCAAGUCUUUAGAAGACUUGUAUAUCAACAAACUUUUGAAAUUUAGGAUGGGCAUAUAAACAAUGCAAGUGGAUUUUGGGAAGAAUUUGUGCUUCAGAGGUAGAAACCUAGCAAUGUAUUUGGAAUAAUGGCAGCAAUUUACAGUCUUAGUCUCUGAAAUAAAAAGGUACGUUCUUCGUAUGAGGCACUUUGCGUUAUUUGUGACAAAACAUGUUGCCAUGAGUUUAUAUAUAACAACCCCUCUGCCAUGAAGUCUGUUAUUUUGAAACUGUGCUUCUCUGAACUUGUGAAAACAAAAAUUGGUUUCAUGUCUUCAUGGCAGGUGAAGAAAGCUGAACAAAUCACUACAAAUGUUACGAGGAAAUUUUUUAAUGAAUGAAUAGGGACUGAAUAUCUGAAUGAAUUUAGACAGUAAUUCACUUUGUUUUUUUUUCUUCUGUACAAAAGGAGCUCUGAAAGGUCCUGGUUGAAAACAUCAAAAUAUAAACACGGCAUAUUUACUACAUUUUCGAACAUAAGAUAUGCAGUGUACAUACUGUCUGUCCACUAGAGCGUUAACUUGGCCAUGAAUUUUGAGGGCCUCGCUUCUCUAGGCCAAAACUACGGAAUACCUUUUGCUCUUAGGGUUGUCUUUCCCACUUUCUUCAAUGUGCCUGUUUGCACAAACUACAGAGUAUUUGCUUUGCCUUUUAGUGUAUUUUAGUGUGCCUCGACUACAAUUUUCCUAUCAGCUUUCAGUGACAUGUUGACUGGUAGUUACCGAUCAUCUUGGAUCAGCACCAGUUUUCACAGUCCUAAAUGUAUUUAUAAAAUGACUCAUUAUUUAAUUUGUUACCCAUUUUCUCCAUAUGGUGAGAGAGGUUUCAACGUAUUACACUUUUUGAUUUUUGAAAGUUUUGUUUAUGACCAAAUAAAAUUUGUACAUGUAUUUUUAAUUUUCACCCUUCCUUAUUGUAGUUUUCAGCCCUCAUAUGCCAAGUGAAGAAAUCUUUUCUGUACCUAAGAUGACCUAUAUGAUUGAAUCAGUUGUAAUAUUGAGUGGAAAUUGAUGCAUUUAGUAUCAAUAUUUAAAACUACAAUAAAGUUAAC